Molecule: messenger RNA, 2161 nt
Organism: Thunnus maccoyii (southern bluefin tuna)
Lineage: Eukaryota; Metazoa; Chordata; Actinopteri; Scombriformes; Scombridae
Product: Nicalin-1-like
Exons: 16
Coding region: 228-1889 (553 amino acids)
Biological process (GO): regulation of signal transduction
Cellular component (GO): endoplasmic reticulum membrane
Source: RefSeq, a predicted model, not a curated record
GUGAAGGGUGGGGGGUUGGGUGUUUGUGAUUAGCCUUGAGUUGAUCCUUCGGGAGCAGAUGGUGAAUGGUGGCUUACGACUCAAGUCCCAGGAGCUAGUUUGUGUCCACGCUGCAAGGAGUAGCAUUGAAGUUGAGAAACACGUAGUAAAAAAGCUCAUGAGACAGGACUGCAGGAAAACAGGAAACAGACUGACAGUAUAACAAAAUCCAGGCAGGACGUGACAUCAUGUUUCUGAGGGACCUGAGCUUUGCUGCUGUUCUGCUGCUGCUGCUCUCUGUCCAGUCUCUGCAUGGCUCUGCUCUUUCUGCUGUAUCCUCCUAUGAGUUCACUGCCUACAGGAUGCAACAGUUCAACCUGGUACAACAAAAGCAUGGUUGCCGUGGGGCCAUUGUGGUGGCAGAGGCACGCUCAGCCGACGAGCCGGUGCUGACCCGCCGCUGUGUCAUCAUGAAGGUGCCGGACUUCACCACAGAAAAAUACCUCGAGGCCCAGAGACAAAAUGCUGCUGCCAUACUGAUCCUGUUGCCCAGAAAUAUCUCCAGCGUCCCUCAUGAUACAGUGCAGUCCUUCAUGGUAAGUGAGAGCGAGGCCUUGCUGAAAGAGACCCUCAUGCCUGUGUAUGUGGUGCCUGAGGAUGAACAACUGCUCUACAUGUAUGAGGAGGUCAAGCAGGCUGCAGCCACCCGGACCUCCUCAAUAUUUAUCCGAGUCCUUCGAAGUAUGGUCACAGCUACAGCCUUUCAGAUCUUAGUGAGCAACAAUGCCCCUAUUAAGGCCAUCACGGACAACGCUAUAGUCACACUGGAGGGAGUGCUUCCUGGAGCAUUGGAGGAUGCACCCACUAUUGUCAUCACUGCCCACUAUGAUUCCUAUGGGCUGGCACCAUGGUUGUCUUAUGGAGCAGACUCUAACGGCAGCGGGGUCACCAUCCUACUAGAGUUGGCACGUCUCUUCCAGAAGCUUUAUAGUAGCCCAAGUACCAGACCACCAUAUCAUUUAAUGUUCUCCCUAACUGGAGGAGGAAAACACAACUUCCUUGGCACAAAGAGAUGGAUUGAAGAAAAUCUGGACCAUGCUGAGUCCAGCUUGCUCCAUGACAAUGUGGCAUUCGUUUUGUGUUUGGAUACACUGGCCAAUGGCGAUGAGCUGUACAUGCAUGUGUCCCGCCCUCCUAAAUCUGACACUCCCAUGCACUCCUUCAUUCAACAUCUGGAGGAGGUGGUUUCCUCCAGAUUUCCCUGGGUGAAGAUUGGGUUGGUCCAUAAGAAGAUCAAUCUUGUGGAGUCCACAGUAGCCUGGGAGCAUGAACGCUACAGCCUGCGCAGGAUCCCAGGCUUCACAUUGUCUCAUCUGGAAGACCCCAAAUCUGAGCUCCGUGGCUCUGUACUAGACACCAUGUCACAAGUGGACUUCAGGAAACUUAAGCGUAAUGGCAUCCUCAUAGCAGAAGCACUGGCACGGUAUAUGUUCAAUCUCUCAGACAAGGGUUCACCAAAAGAUGUGCAGGUUUUCAGGGGCCAAAUGGACUUCCAGGACAGUCGUAUGUCAAGUCUGAUGGCCUUCCUGACGUCAGUCCCUCGAGCCACCCAGCUGCUGGAUAAGGAGCCCAGUCACAUCCUGCUUGUCAACUCACUGGAACAUGAGUUCAAACGCUACUUACAGCAAGUCCACAGACACACCUUCCGACAGGACAAAAGGGACCCUGAUAUUACCUUUUUUGAUCAAAUGAACCAACCGAUAGUGAUGUACAGAGUGAAACCUGCAGCUUUUGAUCUUUUCCUGGGUGGCUGCAUUGCUGCGUAUUUGGGCAUCGUUUACUACACAAUCCAGAAUUUUGGCUAUCUCUACACAAAGCUGAAAGCGGCAGUGAAAUCCAAGCACCAGUAAAUAAAAUUCUGAAUACUGAUUCUAUGACAAGGCCUUUGAAGUCUGCCUUGCACAUGUUAGACUUCUGCUUCACUGGCUGUGCAGCACAUGAAAGCAAUAUGAGAAGAAGACUGAUCAUAUGCACAACUUAUAAACAGUGCAUUUGCUUUGAAAUGUAUAUUGUUUUAAAGAUGUUUGUACCUUUCAUUAUUCAUAAAUCCACUGUAUUGUAAAUCAUCUCUUACUGGAACAGACUGGACUUUGUUGUUUGGAGGACAUGUAAACAAAAUAAA